Molecule: messenger RNA, 2640 nt
Organism: Ixodes scapularis (black-legged tick)
Lineage: Eukaryota; Metazoa; Arthropoda; Arachnida; Ixodida; Ixodidae
Product: DALR anticodon-binding domain-containing protein 3
Exons: 2
Coding region: 691-2301 (536 amino acids)
Biological process (GO): tRNA C3-cytosine methylation; arginyl-tRNA aminoacylation
Molecular function (GO): tRNA binding; arginine-tRNA ligase activity; ATP binding
Source: RefSeq, a predicted model, not a curated record
GUUAACACGUGUGGUGCACUGGUGUGGUGGUGCAGGUGAAUGGUGAGCCGGGCAUUUUUCUCUGAUUUGCUCAUACUGUUGAUAUUCAGUAAUUCUAGGUUUUAGGCCUCUACAGCAGCGACGUUUUGUGCAGUCUCCGGCAGUUUCUGACAGCACUCCCAAUGGCCAACCUCGCACCAGGACUAGACCCUUCAGCCGCGCUGGGUGCCGCUCACCUGCUCAGCAGACCCGCCUCAGAGUUCGGCAAUGACCCCACCGUGGAAUCGCUGUGGGCCAUCAAGGCCGUAGAGCACAUGGAAGUAUACUUCAACCUCAUCAGCGCUGUCGAUCCAAAACUCCUCAAGUUGACCCCGCACGACGACGCGCUCUACAAGGACUUCAGAGCCCGAUUCCCAGCGCUGAACGUGAAGCUACUCGUCGAAGCCGAGCUGAAAAGCGAAGAUUCAAAGAAACAGUGGCGGGAAUUCUGCAUGAACUACGAGGGAGUCGUGGAAGACUAUAACUACGCCACCAUGGUCCGACUGGACAGCGAGAGCGACUACAGAGAAGACAACACGACCCUCGUGCCCCGCGUCCAGUUCUACGCCAUCGAGAUCGCGCGCAACCGGGAGGGACACAACGACGGCAUCAAGAACAAGUACGGCGCCACGAAACCGCAGGAAAGUUGAAGAACCCGCACCUGCUCACAGGAUGGACGUGCAACGACAGUUGAGUUUGUUUAUAAAGGACUUCUGCGCCGCGCAGCAACUCGACGAAGUAUUACCGAUCGAGAGCUUCAGUUUGGCGACUAAGAAGGGUACCAAGCAGCCGGCGGACUACCGAAUCUUUGUGGGAAAGCCGGCCCACCGGGUGCUGCGACCACGGCUAAAGCUGCUCGCAGACGAACUCCUCAAAGUCAGCGCCUCGUGGCCCGUGCCUGUCGCCAAGUGUCACUUCGAGACGUCAUCUCCCUACGUCGGAGUGCAUCUCCACCGCACAGCAGCCUUCCAAUCGUUAUUCGGGUCUAUCUUCGUGGAACAUACUAAAAAGACGCUGCAUGUUUGCAGACAAAAGGCUCUCAUUUUCGUGCCGUUCCUGGACAAGUCGUUCAGUGCCGUUCGAACUGAAAAGCUCGCGGCCUACGCUUGUGCGUGUUACCUCGAGCAGGACGCAGAGGUUACCCUCUAUAUGAGCAGACCUGCCCUGGUGACGAGACAAAGCAACGGUGUCAACCUGAUACCAUGUAUCGCAGAAUCCGAAAUAGACACAGCCACAGAUUUUCGCUCGGUGGUCGAGCGCUGCAAGUAUUACGACCGAGACACCUCGACCUUUAGCUUAAGGAGUUACCUUGAUGAGCAAGGGGUCGACGUGUCCUCCAACUAUGAUCCAAACGUCGACAGUGUUCACGUUGAAAGUAGCGCCUUCGUCACUAUGAGACUCCUCGCACAAAUCUCCCGAGGCUGUAUGUCGGAGCCACUGACGCUGUUGUUCGUAGUCCCCGACUCGAAGAGCUUUGCAGCGCAACAAGCUGGACUUUUGUUUGAAAUGCUCUUUCUCCAACAGUUCCUUGGAGGAGACGUUGCCCCGAAGGUGCUUUACCUCACUCACGGGGGCUGUGUCGAACCGAUAGACUGUUCUUUCGAGACAUAUCAAAGUGCGAGAGACAAUUACAUUCGAGAGGCCUUCCGACGUCCUAGCACCGAGCCCAGCCUCUCAAAGCGUUCCAGGACUGCGGAGGAUGUUUUUCUGGAAGGCGAGGGCGGUACAAAGGAAGAUAUAAAAUCGUCUGUGGGUGUGCUUGUAGAAACGGAGCUUGCUCUCGACUUCCUCUCUAGCAGGCAGAAUCUGAGGAUGAAGAUGGGGGAACGACUGGGCUGUGCAGAGAAUGGACACUAUUCAUUGCAGUACACAGCGGCCAGGAUCGCAGCAGUGCUCGAGAAGUACGAACUUGCAGUCAAUGAGGGUGCCUACCCAGCCUUGUGCAAACUGGAAGAGGCAGACUUCAGCCUGCUGAAUCUUCAGCCCGAAUGGAUGUUGUGGCACAGACUCUCGAUCUGCUGGCGUCUCCUCUUGGAGCCAAGCCCUGCGACGCUCCACGGCAACCCCAUCAAGGUGGAGGUCAAUGCGCAUGCCCUCUGCAAGGCACUCGAAGGGCUCGGGUCAGAAUUCAGCGCCUACUACAGCAAGGUCAGGAUCCUUGUUCAGCCCGAGCAACACUUGCUGAAGACUCUCUGUGCACGUCUCUGGCUCCUGAAGGCUGUCCAGAAAACUCUGCAGCGGAUUUUAAGGCGAUUUGGUCUGACCACAUUGAACAAGAUGUGAAGCUAUUGCGAGGGUCGAUUUGGGAAAAUUGCUGUAUAGAGAUUUUGUUCCUAGAGACUCAAGUUUCUUGAAUCCUGGGACAGGCGUACCUUUCGUUUAAAGGCCAACAUUCAGUUGGAGUCAGCAAGUCAAAUAUAGUAAGGACCCUUCAUCGAGCUAUUGAUGACAGAGAGAGGGAACGGGUUCUAGCCCCGCUGAAGAUGAUUUUGCUGGUUGACCGAGAAAAAGUUGUUAGUUCUGUUACAUAUCAUUUAGGUUGGUUCGCAAAUUUAAAGUGUUAAAUUUUUUUCUUUUGAGAGGGGCAAAUGUAUUCUAAUAAAAAGCAAUUUGUACGACUAA